Molecule: messenger RNA, 1264 nt
Organism: Astyanax mexicanus (Mexican tetra)
Lineage: Eukaryota; Metazoa; Chordata; Actinopteri; Characiformes; Acestrorhamphidae
Exons: 3
Coding region: 452-1054 (200 amino acids)
Source: RefSeq, a predicted model, not a curated record
AACGUCUGACCUGUCUAAUGUACACACACUGUUCCCACAAUGAUUUGAGGUGACUUUGAGUUAUGUUUAGUUAUUAAAUAAAGACUUUUAUUUGGAGGUUUGUUCAGCACAAGUUUUGUAUUGUUAGUCUGUGUUGAAAAGAGAUUUUUAUUGUGGUUGGUUUAGUUUUUUAUUAUGAGCACUCACCAUCCUGAUGCAAACUAGACAGAGUUUAGGCCUUAUAUAGCCUCCAUCUUCAACAGUGUGUUGCUAAAUAUGAAUAUUAGUUAAUAUGUCUAAAAUUGCUGAUGUAAAUAUUAUUUGGAACAAUAUAUAGGAAAAAUUGUAAUAAUCUGCUGUUUUACGCAUUCUUCAUCUUUACCACUUGAGACCUUAUACUUAUAUACAGUCUUUGCUUUACACCCAUGGUCUAAUUGUACUGUUUUAGCUUGCUAACUUAAAUUAAUGGUGCAUGAAAUCUGAAUUGAUUUCUAAAUGUAGGUCCAAUGGCAAAGGACGGCCACCACUGGAGGGCCUAAACAUUGACCUGUGCUUGAAGAGAAGCGUGAUAAACAGACAUCACUACACAAGUACACAAGUACUGGCCUUGCCAAGGUUUUUGAGAUCUCAACAUAGUUCACUUGGAACUACUACUGCAUUUCAGGGCAAAAUGUUCUCCACACAAUUGAUCGUCACAUUGCUGACCACAUCCUUUAUAGCACAGAUCACUUUUACUUAUGACCUGCAGGACACCAUUAAGAAACUGAGAGAUGAAAAUGCCUACCUUCAACACAGACUGGAGAACAUCACUCAAGCACUGCGUGAGCUGAGGAACCUGAUCUUGGAUCACUCGAAAGACGGAGGAUUCUCAGGGACCAGUGUAGACCAUAAGACUGAGCAGCUGCAUGCCUGGAAUGAAUGGAUUCGAAAUGGUAUCAGUGCUGAGACGCAUGUCAUGUUGCAGCAGGCAUUCUGUUGGAGUGAUCUUCAUAGCUCUGCUGAUCUAUGGCUGCCAAUACACUUAUGUCUUAUUCUUCUUUCUUGCAACUUCUUGUUUAACUUCUUGUUAAUUUAGCAGGAGUUCAUAACUGUGUACACUGAUUACAGCCUGUUUACUGGCCAAUCAACAGGCCUAACAUUUUUAUUAUUAGUUUACUGUUUGAUCAUUUGAAUUUGUAGUAUAUUUAGGGUUUAGUGAUUAGUAUAGAGUUUUAUAUACAUUUUUGCAAUCAAUGCUGCAAUGUAAAAGUUUUGUAAUUUGAAUAAAAAUAUGGAUAAAAAAAUA